Molecule: messenger RNA, 1357 nt
Organism: Pseudomassariella vexata
Lineage: Eukaryota; Fungi; Ascomycota; Sordariomycetes; Amphisphaeriales; Pseudomassariaceae
Product: short chain dehydrogenase
Exons: 3
Coding region: 211-1086 (291 amino acids)
Cellular component (GO): intracellular anatomical structure
Molecular function (GO): oxidoreductase activity, acting on NAD(P)H, oxygen as acceptor
Source: RefSeq, a predicted model, not a curated record
GGGUCGGUACAUGGCAGUCUGAGAGAUUAAUAAAUGCAGCUUUUGCGACGCAACAUGGCCUUCGGUUUCUCGCUGUUCCGUCCUUCUCUUGCAUUGAAAAUCUCCCCGGCAAUCACUUUGUGGACUGCGAAGUCUCAUCAUCGACAAGACUCGUUGCUUGUCGCGUCUUCUCGGUAUAUUCAUCUACGUGUGAGGUAAGAAGUCGUCAAGAUGACCGAUAUGAAGGGCGGACAUUUCGUCCAUGAUAAAACAGAGGCGCCCAAGUCCAACUUGGUCAUGCCCUUGUUCUCCCUCAAGGGACGCACUGCGAUUGUAUCCGGAGCCGGUGCUGGGAUUGGCCUCGCUAUCGCUCAUGCAUAUGCUGAAGCUGGGGCCAAUGUGGCUAUCUGGUAUAAUAGCAACAAGAAGGCUCUAGAAGAAGCCGCCGAUAUUGAGAAACAAUUUGGCGUCAAAUGCAAGGCCUACCCCGUCAACGUCCAAUCUUGGGAGGCUGUUCGAGAUGCCGUUAAUGAGAUCGUGAAAGAGUUCAAUGGCAGACUCGACGUGUUCGUUGCAAACUCUGGAAUUUGCUGGGAAGACGGGCCUUUCAUCGACGGUCCAAUUGAUCGUAUGCAAAAAGUAUUGGCCGUCAAUAUCGAUGGUACGUUCUACUGCGCAAGAGCUGCCGCGCUGCACUGGCGGAGGCAGAAGAAGCAGGGCACCACUGUCGAUGGCAAACGGUUGGAGAACUUCACUUACGGGAGCUUCAUCGCCACCGCGUCCAUGAGUGGAAGCAUUGUCAACGUGCCGCAGAUGCAGGCGACUUACAAUGCCUCCAAGGCAGCCAUCAUCCAUGGUUGCAGGUCCUUCGCAGUGGAAUGGGUUGGCUUCGCGAGAGCCAAUUCCGUCUCUCCUGGCUACAUGAAGACCGAGAUCACCAACUUUAUCGAUGCCGAGACUAAGGGGCAGUGGAAGGAUAAGAUCCCUAUGGGUAGAGAAGGACAGCCUGAAGAGCUAAAAGGCGCCUACCUUUACUUGGCCACCGAUGCUUCAUCAUACACGACGGGAACUGACCUCUUGGUAGAUGGGGGUUACUGCGCCGUGUAGUCAUCCGGGCAGUCGCUGAUGGAUUUUGGAGCAAACAAUCGUUAGCGGAUGAUUGGAUGACUGAGUUCACUUUAACCAAUUGAGCAAGGUCGAAUCUAGCGGCAACGGUGUCAUCUUUGUGUGUAUCAUGUUUGGACGGUUCAGUAGACUCUAAAGAGAUCAAGAAUAACUCAAGGCGUGAAUGAGUAAGGGGUAUCUUGUGGUACAUUUUGAAGACGUGCGUUCCAUUAUCCAAUUAGUGAUGGGGGGGUUUUGAACUUUGAAAUAGUCA